AUGCGUUUGCAGGAGACGAAGGGCGUGACGACCCGCAUUACGACAAGCCGUAAACUGAUUUGUGAGGAGGGCAGGAUGGUGAAAUUUGGGCUUCAGUUCAAAGCAACUUUGGAAAAUAUUAGCAACGUGCGGCCGGAGGGAGAUGAUUUCCGCUGGUACCUGAAGUUAAAAUGUCAGAAUUGUGGAGAAUUGUCUGAUAAGUGGCAGUAUAUCACAUUAAUGAGCAGUGUUCCACUCAAAGGUGGGAGAGGAAGUGCCAGUAUGAUACAGAAGUGCAAACUGUGUUCAAGAGAGAACUCCAUUGAUAUUCUGAAGGAUACCAUCAAACCUUACAAUGCUGAUGACAGUGAAAAGUUUAAAACUAUAGUACACUUUGAGUGUCGAGGCUUAGAACCAGUGGACUUUCAACCACAAGCUGGAUUUGCUGCAGAAGGGACAGAGUCUGGAACAAAAUUUAGUGAGAUCAACCUGCUGGAAAAGGAUUGGAAUGAUUAUGAUGAGAAAAUUAAGGAAUCUGUGGGAAUCUAUGAAGUCACUCAUCAAUUUGUUAAAAUUUGAACUGGACUCUGAUGGAUGUUUGCUGGCUAAAGAUUCUGACAUACACUAAAAAGAACUAAGGCAGAGAAGCAAAUACGUCAGAUUUCAUCUGGCAUAUGCUUGCCAGUGAGUCAGUUCACCACCUUCUAUCAAGCCAAAGUUUAAUUACGUUUAAUAAAAAUUAUCACUGACCAGUUGAAACAGCAUGUACGUAAUGUCAUCCUUCCUGUCAUCCUAUGGAGGAUAUCUUCAUGCUUCUAGCUCUGCAGCAUUGAGGUUACCAGCAGCAUGCCUGCAGCAUUUUUCCAGGAGUCAACAAAUAAACCUUGCCGCAACCAAGUGUUAAGAUAAUUUCGGUAUUUACUUUAUUGCCAUCUUUUGUUUAUUUUUGUUCAUUCAUGUGUAUCAUGUUGACACACGUAAUCUAGACAGUAUCCAGGCUUAUGCUGACAAGUGGCAAAUAAUAUUUGUGCCACACAAAUGCCAAGCAAUGACCAUCUCACCACUGCCCUUUGUUGUGAUGUUACCAUCACUGAAACCCCUACUAUUAACAUCCUAAAUGUUUACCAUUGACCAUAAAUUGAACUGGAUUGCCACAUAAACACAGUGGCUACAAGAGUAGCUGAGGCUAAGAAUACUGGGAUGAGUAAUUCACCUCCUGACUCCCCCAAAGCCUGUCCACCAUCUACAAGGCACAGGUCAAGAGUGUGAUUGAAUACUCCACACUUUUUGGAUGCGUGCAACUCCAACAACACUCAAGAAGCUUGACACCAUGCAGGACAAAUCAGCCCCCUUGACUGCCACCACAUUCACUCCCUCCACCAUGGACUCACAGCAGCAGACGUAUAUCUACAAAAUGCACUGUAGAAAUUCGUUGAAGAUCCUCAGUCAGCAUCUUCUAAACCCAUGACCACUUCUAUCUAGAAGGAUAAGGGUAGCAGAUACUGGGAACACCACCACCAGCAAGAUCACCUCCAAGUCCACUCACCAUUCUGACUUAGAAAUAUAUUGCCACUCCUUCACUGCUGGGUCAAAAUCCAGGAAUACCCUCCCAAAACCAUUGCGGGUCAACCUACAGCACAUAGAUUGUACAGUUCAAGAGGCUGUUUAUUACCACCUUGUUAAAAUGGCAACUAGGGAUAGGCAAUAAAUCCUGGUCAAAAUGUGACACCUACAUUCCACAAAUGAAUUUUAAAAACUGCAUAUUUGCCAAUCAAGCAGAGGACAGUAGAGGAAAGAUAUAGUUGGCAUUGUCCCAGCAGACCAUAGACCUGCUCUCUGAGAUGACUGGUGGUGAUUUAAUUUGAGGGUCACCAGGCCUCUGGCAAGGGAAGAGGCCGAGAAGGAAACGUCCUUCAUGGUAGCCUCAACCAGUACUGGAAUUGAACUUAGUGUUGGUAUAACUCCACAUUGCAAAUCAGCUGACUGGCAAAAUGAGCGAACCCAAAAUUAUAUGAAGCUAAUCAGAAUGCAGGUUGGCUAAUCAUAGAUGGGGUGGUCUGUGUUCAUUUUUAUCAUUUGUUCACAGGAUGUUUGCAUAGUGGCCAAAGCUUGUUUAAUGGCACUUGUGUCAUCACUGUUGAUUGUUGUAAAAACCCAUUUGCUUCACUGACAUCCUUUAAAAAGGGAUAUCUGUCAGCCUUAUCUGCUGUUAUCUACAUGUGACUCUAGACCCAAAACAGUGUGGUUGAUUCUUAACUGCCUUAAGCACUGGUAGAAUAAAUGAUGUCUAUGUUCCUAUGAAUCAAUAAAAGUAUAGGUGGUCAUCUCCAAGA
Molecule: messenger RNA, 2312 nt
Organism: Stegostoma tigrinum
Lineage: Eukaryota; Metazoa; Chordata; Chondrichthyes; Orectolobiformes; Stegostomatidae
Gene: czib
Product: CXXC motif containing zinc binding protein
Exons: 8
Coding region: 1-558 (185 amino acids)
Molecular function (GO): zinc ion binding
Source: RefSeq, a predicted model, not a curated record